Messenger RNA from Morus notabilis, 1861 nucleotides. Its product is annotated as inorganic phosphate transporter 2-1, chloroplastic. The transcript is spliced from 3 exons. Lineage: Eukaryota; Viridiplantae; Streptophyta; Magnoliopsida; Rosales; Moraceae. Gene Ontology annotation, molecular function: phosphate transmembrane transporter activity. The record is from RefSeq and is a predicted model, not a curated record. Gene Ontology annotation, biological process: phosphate ion transmembrane transport. Gene Ontology annotation, cellular component: membrane. Bases 49 to 1776 code for a protein of 575 amino acids.
CUCUCUCUCUCUCUCUCUCUCUCUCUCCAUUACACAAUAUUUGAAAUUAUGAUUCCUUCUUAUUGCCUAUAUUCUUCAACAAGAAAUUACACCACCUCUCCACCAAUAUCAGAAGCCUUAUACCUCCCAAAACUCUCUAGAAAAGAAACUAACUCAAUCAAGCCACCACAACCACAACCAGUACACAAAUCUUUCCUCCCAGUUCUGAGACUAAACAACUCCAGAUUCAGCCACACUUUCGCCAGCAUAUCCUCCUUCGCCGCACCCGAAGAAGGCGAAAAACAACAACAACAAUCACCACAACACAAAGAAAUAAGCAGUGACAAUGACGAGGAGCUGCGGGGAAUGGCGCAGGCCUUCAACAUAUCGUCCAGCACGGCCACGGCGAUCUCGAUAUGCACGGCGUUCGCGGCGCUGGCGCUGCCGCUCUUCAUGAGGUCGCUGGGGCAAGGCCUGACGUUGAAGACCAAGGCCUUGUCGUACGCCACGCUUCUGUUCGGGUUCUACAUGGCCUGGAACAUCGGAGCCAACGACGUAGCCAAUGCCAUGGGGACCUCCGUCGGCUCCGGCGCAUUGUCGCUCCGCCAGGCGGUGGUCACCGCCGGAGUUUUGGAGUUCUCUGGGGCGUUGCUCAUGGGGACGCACGUCACCAGCACAAUGCAAAAGGGAAUUCUUGUCGCUAAUGUGUUUCAGGGUAAAGAUACUCUUCUCUUCGCCGGCUUGUUGUCUUCUCUGGCUGCCGCCGGUACUUGGCUUCAGGUGGCAUCAUACUACGGAUGGCCUGUAUCUACUACACACUGUAUAGUAGGAUCAAUGGUCGGAUUUGGACUUGUAUAUGGAGGAGCUGGUGCAGUCUUUUGGAGUUCUCUUGCAAGAGUGAUUUCUUCUUGGGUGGUCUCACCAUUAAUGGGAGCUGCUGUGUCUUUUCUUGUUUAUAAAUGCAUCCGCAGGUACGUGUACAGUGCUCUUAAUCCCGGACAAGCAGCGGCAGCAGCUGCACCAAUUGCCGUAUUCUUGGGCGUGACAGGAAUCUCAUUUGCAGCCUUUCCUCUCAGCAAGACAUUUCCCGUGGUCUUAGCUCAGUCUCUAGCCUGUGGGACCGCAGGCGCAUUUCUAGUUGACAGAAUCAUCAGAAAACAGCUCGGUCAUCUCCUCAAAAAGUCAACCUCAUCAUCACAAGAAGAGCACAAAGAUGACACCAACAAGUCCAUAGGCUUCCUCUCUGACAUAGCCGGUCCAAAGGGCACCCAGUUGGAGAUAGUCUACGGGGUGUUUGGAUACAUGCAGGUACUCUCAGCCUGCUUCAUGUCGUUUGCACACGGAGGAAACGAUGUCUCCAAUGCCAUAGGCCCCUUGGCCGCUGCACUGUCCAUACUGCAUGGGGCCACUGCCAGUGCUGCGGAGAUCGUUAUCCCCAAUGAUGUCCUCGCUUGGGGAGGUUUCGGUAUAGUGGCAGGGCUUGCAAUGUGGGGUUACAGGGUUAUAGCAACCAUUGGGAAAAAGAUCACGGAGCUCACGCCAACUAGAGGAUUUGCAGCAGAGUUUGCUGCAGCCUCUGUGGUCCUAUUUGCGUCAAAACUUGGAUUGCCAAUCUCAGCCACGCAUACCUUGGUUGGUGCGGUCAUGGGGGUUGGUUUUGCCAGAGGUCUUAACAGUGUUAGAGCUGAGACUGUGAGGGAGAUUGUGGUUUCUUGGGCAGUAACUAUCCCAGUUGGUGCUAUGUUAUCUGUUCUCUACACAUGGAUCUUGACCAAACUUUUGUCUUAUAUUUUAUGAGUGAAACUUUUGGACAUUAUUGGAGUGGUGAACAACUUAUGUAACGUGGUUAUUUUAAAAUUACCCACCCUUUUUUUUUAACCAA